Messenger RNA from Ostrea edulis (European flat oyster), 2338 nucleotides. RefSeq lists its product as uncharacterized. The coding region runs from base 320 to 844 and encodes 174 amino acids. The transcript has 5 exons. Lineage: Eukaryota; Metazoa; Mollusca; Bivalvia; Ostreida; Ostreidae. The record is from RefSeq and is a predicted model, not a curated record.
UUUCCUCUGUUUACUUUGUAGGUAUGGGUCAUGUACUGAAGUACAGUCAUUUCUGUUCAUAUUUUCACGAUCCUUUACAUCAACGACAAUUAAAGUUCACGUUAAAUAAGCACCCCAUUUCUUCACAGACUGCCACAUAAGCUCUGUUUUCACUAUGUUCUAAAAUAUAAAUCCUAUUGACACUAAUCACGGAUGACUGAAUUUCGGUGAACAGUUAGUCCCCGUGAUGCAAUACGUUUAAAUACACAAAAUGCGUGUGUGUUGUGUUUAGGAUUUAUGAAAUACACAACUAUUUAAAAUCCCUGUACACAGGACUGUUAUGAGAAUGGACUGGUCGUGUCAUGUACUCCUAUUUGUGACCUUUUAUGUAAUAGGUACUGAAGCUGCAUGUUCAGACAGAAACUGCACAGAUUUCUGGACAACAACAUCCUCGCCUGCUUUUACCAGUACCACAUCCGAUGAUAAAGAUUUUAGUUCAGUAUGGUCUACAUACCAGGUUGCAUUCUUUUUCGGUGUGUUUGUUCUGAUUCUGGGUAUAUUGUGUGUUAUUGUGGUCAAACGUAAGGCAGCCUUGAGAAAUCAUUCACAACAACAGCAAGAACGACAGUGCGGAUUGAUGACUGCAGCUAUUUACGACAUCCUAUCUCAAAGUCAACGCGCAACAAUCACAGAUGUAGAGGCCAACGAGAUUCCAGAAGUCGUACAUCCGGUAAAACCACCGUCAUAUGACGAAGUCACAAAGGAGUCGUCUCCACCUCAGGCUCCCCCACCAUCUUACAGAGAAAGUCUUAUACAGUCGCUCAAUGAGUAUCCACAACAUUUCUGUCAACACCCCAAGUACUAGAAAAUUAGCAUGACAUUCUGUAAAGCAUGCAAACUGUUAUAUGCUACUGAGUUAAGGUUUGAAGUUGCCAUAAGCUAAAAAUGUAUUUAUAUAAUCCCUGUUGGGUUAAUGACACUCUUAUAUCACUACCUGUACACCGAUGUAGCUUAAAUUAUUAUACUCAAAAGUGUCACUGCCGUGUGUUUGCGUGUGUUAAGGAUAUAUCACUAGAUAUCACUAUAUCGCAGUUCAUCACACUAAAGAAAUUUAUCACAGUUCACGUGUUAUAAUCACUCUUUGUGGAUUCUGUUUAUCACAGUCCACGUGUUAUAAUCACUCUUUGUGGAUUCUGUGGAUUCGCAGUUUCAUAAAAUAUGUUCGCCAUCUAUGACCGAAAAUGUGUUUCGUUAUAUUUAGACUAGCUUUGAUCUGGUACAACAACGACAACCACUGAAAUCAACGCAACCAAGUAAAGAUGAUGAAAACACAGUAAAAUUGUUAAUGCAAUGUUUUGAGUAAUCAAGGAAGUAUACAAAAAAAUAAAUUUCAAUGUUGAAAGUACCGGUACAACCGUAAAUGAACCGAUACGCUUUACGUCAGCUUACUCAGUACUCCACGAAGCGCUUUUUAAAACACCAUGACAAGAUUACUACGCGUAGCCAUAUCCCCCACCGCUGCAACAAAGCUGAAGCACAAAGUUCCAUAACUCCAGUAAAAUGUGUCGAAUCAACAUGACGGCGCAGUAUGAUCAACUACAUAUGGUAGUUAACUAGCCUACAAAAUUUGAACAAAAUCCGUUGAGCAGUUUUAGGGGAGUUGCGUCCACAAAGUCAAGUGAGACAGAGGGACGCACGGACACCGGUAUUUCUGGGGGACGCACGGACACCGGUAUUUCUAUGCCAUUCCGCGUUGCGGUGGAGGACAAGAAAAACUGGCUUAAAAAUGAUGUAGUGAAUUCCUUUAUCUAUAUUACAAACAUGAAUUUUCUUAUAUCUUCGUUUUUCUUUAUUUUCUAUCGGAAUUCCCAGUCGUGAGAAUUCACUUACUUUAUCAAUCAAGAUCCAUACGCACAUUGUUCGCAUUCAUGAGGAAAUGACUAUCAUUUCAAUUCGUUAAAAUAUCAAAGGCAAAAGCAAUGGAAAUGAAAACAUUGUAAAAUAUCCAUUCGAAUAGCCUUCGAAAACGUCAAGCGCAAUGAACUUUUAUUUUCUACACCGGGAUAUUGUUACGUAACUAGCAAUAGCAUUGUAGUGGUGUAUUACCCGCAAUGUUUCUCAUUGCUACGUAACUAGCAAUAGCAUUGUAGCAUUACAUUACUAGCAAUGUCUCUCAGAUUUAGCUAUGUUUGCGUGCGCUGAUUGUUCCGAUUUCUAUUGUCCAUUACAAAUGUCAUGUUUGUCUGUUUUUAUGUUAGUGAUGUUUGUAGGUUAAUAUGUUAACAUGUAGAAUAUGUAUCACUAUUUUGUAAUAUGUUAUACAUGAUUAAUUUAUAUAAAUUUUAUUUUCCUUAUUAAA